Messenger RNA from Pteronotus mesoamericanus, 1593 nucleotides. RefSeq names its product transmembrane serine protease 13 (gene TMPRSS13). The transcript is spliced from 14 exons. NCBI's taxonomy places the organism in Eukaryota, Metazoa, Chordata, Mammalia, Chiroptera, Mormoopidae. Gene Ontology annotation, cellular component: membrane. Gene Ontology annotation, biological process: proteolysis. The coding region runs from base 1 to 1593 and encodes 530 amino acids. Gene Ontology annotation, molecular function: serine-type endopeptidase activity; protein binding. The record is from RefSeq and is a predicted model, not a curated record.
AUGGAAAGGGACAGCUACCCGAAUGCUUCCCCCGCAAGGACGUCUCCAGCCCGGGCAGCCCCCGGCCGGGCAGCCCCCGGCCGGGCAGCCCCAUCCCGGGCAUCACCUUCCAGGUCAUCAUCUGGCAGGUCGUCGUCUGCUAGGUCAGCCUCCACAGCAUCCUCUCCAACGAGGAUGUACCUUGUUAGAGCGACACCAGUGAGGGCCCCACCUGUCCGGACAUCUCCUGCCACAUCAGCACCAGCCACCAGGGCCACUGGGGAGACCCCAGGUGUCAGCUUGCCCAAGUUCACCUGGCAGGAGGGCCAGAAGAGGCUGCCGCUCAUCGGAUGCAUCCUCCUCCUCAUUGCCCUGGUGGUAUCACUCAUCAUCCUCUAUGGGGGACGAGAGCCCCAGAGUCCAAGAGGGAUUGCAGUCUACUUCUGGCGGGGCCACACAGGGAUCAAGUACAAGGAGCCAGUAGAGAGCUGCCCCAUGCAUGCUGUGCGCUGUGAUGGAGUGGUGGACUGCAAGCUGAAGAGUGAUGAGCUGGGCUGUGUGAGGUUUGACUGGGACAAGUCUCUGCUUAAAGUCUACUCUGGGUCAUCCCAUCAGUGGAUUCCUAUCUGCAGUAACAACUGGAACAACUCUUACUCGGUGAAGACCUGCCAACAGCUGGGUUUUGAGAGUGCUUACCGGACGACCGAGGUGGCCUAUAGGAACGUGGCCAGCAGUUUCUCAAUCUCUGAGUACAACUCUACCAUCCAGGAAAGCCUCUACAGGUGUGGAGGGGCAGGCCAGGCUGCCUGUCUGUCCGAAUGCCCUUCCCAGCGGUAUGUCUCCCUUCAGUGUUCCCACUGUGGACUGAGGGCCAUGACGGGGCGAAUCGUGGGAGGGGCACUGGCCCCAGAGAGCAAAUGGCCUUGGCAAGUCAGUCUACACUACGGCACCACCCACAUCUGUGGGGGCACACUGAUCGACACCCAGUGGGUGCUCACUGCUGCCCACUGCUUCUUUGUGACCCGGGAAAAGGUCUUGGAGGGUUGGAAGGUGUACGUGGGCACCAACAACCUGCAUCAGCUGCCUGAGGCAGCCUCCAUCUCCCAGAUCAUCAUCAAUGGCAACUACACUGAUGAGGAGGAUGACUAUGACAUUGCCCUCGUGCGCCUCUCCAAGCCCUUGACCCUGUCUGCUCACAUCCACCCUGCUUGCCUUCCCAUGCAUGGACAGACCUUCAGCCUCAAUGAGACUUGCUGGAUCACAGGCUUUGGCAAGACCAGGGAGACAGAUGAGAAGACGUCCCCCUUCCUCCGGGAGGUGCAGGUCAGCCUCAUAGAUUUUCGGAAGUGCAACGACUACUUGGUCUAUGACAAUUACCUUACCCCAAGGAUGAUGUGUGCUGGGGACCUUCGGGGAGGAAGAGACUCCUGCCAGGGAGACAGCGGGGGGCCCCUGGUAUGUGAACGGAACAACCGCUGGUACCUGGCAGGAGUCACCAGCUGGGGAACAGGCUGCGGCCAAAGAAACAAACCUGGUGUGUACACUAAAGUGACAGAACUCCUCCCCUGGAUAUACAGCAAAAUGGAGAGUGAGGUGCACCUCCGGAAAUCUUAA